Messenger RNA from Pomacea canaliculata, 2729 nucleotides. Its product is annotated as mitochondrial chaperone BCS1-like. Gene Ontology annotation, molecular function: ATP hydrolysis activity; ATP binding. Gene Ontology annotation, cellular component: mitochondrial inner membrane. The record is from RefSeq and is a predicted model, not a curated record. NCBI's taxonomy places the organism in Eukaryota, Metazoa, Mollusca, Gastropoda, Architaenioglossa, Ampullariidae. Gene Ontology annotation, biological process: protein insertion into mitochondrial inner membrane from matrix; mitochondrial respiratory chain complex III assembly.
GAAACACCAAAAGAAAACAGGCCAGCCAUCUUAUCAGAAGAACAUGAGGAGACAGAUGAGGAUGAACAGCUUGCUGUGGAGCUCUCAGAAAUAAAUAAGAAGAGGCCUCUGAUCCUUAUAGAGCAGUCCUACUGUUAGCUGGAUAAAGAUCGAGACAGCGUUGCCAUGACUGUCUCAGAAUUUCUGGCGUCACUCAGCACCAAUCCUUACUUCAGUGCUGGAGCAGGAUUGUUUGGUGUUGGAAUGGCAGCAGCAGUAGCAAAGACGAGCAAGUCAGCUUGGAGCAGUACUUUUUCGACGACAUUGCAUGAUUACUUUGGAAGUGACCAGUCAAGACAAGAGUUACCACUGGCUGCUUCAAUGGAUCUCACGCUAUGGCACUCGCACACAGCAUCUCAGUGUGCAGACAGCUUUCAGUCAAACUGACACUGGAAAGGUGAAUGCACAGUUUGAUUUUGUACCAAGCCCAGGUGCACACUUUUUUCGGUAUCGUGGUUACUGGAUCAGGGUGGAACGCAACCGAGAAAAACAGAUGGUAAAUUUUCAAGCAGGCCUUCCUUUUGAAACUGUUACAAUGACAACUUUAGGUACAAACCGUAACAUUUUCUUUGAAAUAUUGGAGGAGUCCAGAAAAUUAGCUUUGCAAAGUCAAGAAGGAAAAACAGUAAUGUACACGGCCAUGGGAGCAGAGUGGCGCCCAUUUGGAUACCCUCGACGAAAGCGACCACUGAGUUCAGUAAUCCUUGACAGAGGGCUGUCAGAAAAAAUUUUAGAUGAUGUUCGUGAGUUCAUCAAGCCCAAGUGGUACAUGGAUCGAGGCAUUCCUUAUCGCAGGGGUUACUUAUUGUAUGGACCGCCAGGCUGCGGGAAAAGUAGCUACAUCAUGGCGCUUGCAGGAACUUUAGACUACAACAUAUGUGUGAUGAAUCUAAGCGAAAAAGGACUGUCCGAUGACCGCCUCAACCAUCUGUUAACUGUAGCUCCAGAACAAAGCAUCAUCCUGCUGGAAGAUAUUGAUGCUGCUUUCAUCAGCCGUGACUUAAGCAAAGAAAAUCCCGCUAUGUAUCAAGGCAUGGGACGUCUAACCUUCAGUGGACUGCUGAAUGCUCUGGAUGGUGUGGCAUCAGCUGAAGCCCGCAUUAUAUUCAUGACAACAAACUAUUUAGAAAGACUGGACCCAGCUUUGAUCAGACCAGGAAGAGUAGACAUGAAAGAACUCGUCAAUUAUGCAUCUGCAUUCCAGAUGGCACAAAUGUUCCUGCGGUUCUACCCUGACCAACCAGAAUCUCGAGCAGAAGAGUUUGCUAGGAUUGUUGUUGCAUCAGGAAAUCAUUCCAUUAGUGCUGCCCAGAUCCAGGGAUUUUUUAUGAUGCAUAAAAAUGAUCCAGAUACUGUCUUAAAGAAAGCUCAUCGGUUCUCAGCAGUGUGACAAGGGUUUGUGGGGAAUGAGCUCCAUAUUUUAUAGGUCAAAUCAGUACGUUAUAGAAAACGGUGCCUAGUAUAGCUGCCUGAUUCCUAUGUGACAGCCCCAGUUAUCAAAUCCAUGCUGCAAUAGAAACCUCAGUUUCGGAACGUAUUUGAGUGAACAAAAGAGACCAGACUGGAGUAUAAUGUUGAUUGUACAUGCUUGGUGGGCCUUCACCAACAGAUCUGAGGAUCAAACUGUGAAUCAAAAACCCCUCUCUCCCCAAGAUCAGGACAUUGUGUUACACAGCUUUUAAAAAGUAGAAGCCAGAAUGUAUGCAUCGUUGACAAGACUAUAAGGAGACUGCACUUCAAUAAAGUUUUUUUUUUGAGAAAUAAUUUUGUAACUUUCUGCUGACUACUGUAGCCCUCAUUGUGAAAACAAAGCACGAGGAUACAUGGAUGAUGCAUUUUAUGCAGAUACAAAUGUAAUAUAGUUUCUGAUGUGAGUGUAUCGGAGAGUGGUGUCCCUUAUAUAAUGGGACUGCAGGUCCCAGUUCUGAUGGGGUGCCUGGUAGGGUAGUGGUUAAAACACUCAUUUGUCACCACCACAGUGAGCUGCUCAGGGUUCAGAUCUCAUCUUGGGACACUCUCUGUAUGUGACACCUGUACGAAGGACUAGGGGUUGGGGGUUUUCUCCGAAUCCUCCCACUAAUUUACCUACUAAUUUCAAGUUUUCUUCAGCAAGUCUUUAACAAGCGCCAUGACAGUUGUCUUCACUGCAACAGAUUUACAUCAAGCCAGUCAAGUUUUAAUAUUUUAGUGUGUUGUCUCUCAGCUUGGUGAUCAUGUGGAUAUCAACAGUCUCCUGAUGAUUUUUAAUCAGAUUGAUUCCACUUUUGACAAAUGACUGCAUGAUCUGUGACCCAUCAACAUUGUGGUAUAAGAACAGGAUGUCAUCUUCAGAACAAUAACACUGGUAUUCUAAUAACUUACUAGGAUGUCAUUCUUUGUAAAACACCACGAGCUUGUGCAUAUGUCCGGGAUAUGGCGAUAUACAAGAUAACAUUAACUCUGAUGCAUUUCUGGUUCAUUUGCAAAUGACAGCAGCUCACCAGGAUUAUGCCACGUGUUUCUAUAUUUUCAUCAAUGUAAAAUACUAUAUGCAAGAUUAAAACAAACUUAGUUGAUUUAAAUAAGUAUGAUGAAUCAUUAAAAAAAAAUGUAGAUAAUAGAAAGUGUAAAAUAAUAAUCAUGAAUAAUAAAAAUAUGAAUAAAUAUUGACUGCCAUCACAAAAUUAUAACUAAGUAAAAAAAAAAACAAA